Molecule: messenger RNA, 2073 nt
Organism: Eupeodes corollae
Lineage: Eukaryota; Metazoa; Arthropoda; Insecta; Diptera; Syrphidae
Gene: Dr
Product: muscle segmentation homeobox
Exons: 2
Coding region: 487-1716 (409 amino acids)
Biological process (GO): embryonic morphogenesis; regulation of transcription by RNA polymerase II
Cellular component (GO): nucleus
Molecular function (GO): DNA-binding transcription factor activity, RNA polymerase II-specific; RNA polymerase II transcription regulatory region sequence-specific DNA binding
Source: RefSeq, a predicted model, not a curated record
UGUGCUUCAGUUGUAGACCAGUCGUGAUCUCAUUUGGACGUGUGUUCCUUGUUAAAAAUUUUUGCGUCUUUUGUGGACAGAGAAUUCAAGAUACAAAAAAAGCCUAAUUUGAGAAAAAUAAAAACAAAACUCUUGUCGUGUUUAUGUUCCACAAAGAAAAAACAAAAAAAUUAAGAAAGAUUUUCAACUGCUUACACGUCUUGAGAUACGAUCAAGAGCCGAGUGUGAAAAAAUGUGCCAGUGAAACAAACCUCCUCCUAGAUGCACCAAGGAUACAAGGAUAAUCCUUUAUAGAUAAAAGAUACAGUGAAGUGACACAAUCAGAGAUUCUUCCAACAUAUCAUUUGUUCCAAAUGAAUAUUCCGAUUUAAACUCACAUAAAAAUCCUUCAAAAAAUUCCUUGACCAUUUCGUGUGUGUGUGUGUGUUAAAAUUAUUGUGAUUUUUGUUUUGGUUAUUUUUAUUUAAUUGAAAAAUUCAACCCUAUAUGAUAAAAUUAUCAGGAAUGACUGUGACUGGUGUACGUACAACAAUGACGAGCCCGACGGUUCCCCCAACAUCGCACCAUCAGCAAAUGCACAAGUCUAGCUCGAGAUUGAGUAACUUUAGCGUGGCAUCUCUGCUGGCCGACACCAGGCCACGGAGUCCCACAGAACCCAUUGACAUGAUGCUGCCUACAAAUCUUUCCUCCUCAACCGCUGUUACCACUGCAACAACAACCUCGCCACAUUCGGCCGCCUCGACGACGUCAAUAUCACCGCCUGCGUCACAUCAUCCGCCAAUGCUGCUGCAUCCGCAUCACUUGCAACACAUUGCCGCCAUGCACCAACAGCACCUCCAAAAUUGCAAUAACAACAACAACAAUAACUCAUCAUCAAAUCACCUGCCCAACAUCAACAUCAAUAUCAACCACAAUCAUCAUAACCACAACAAUAAUUCAGCCUCAUCGCCCGUGUCAUCGUUGCAUCACCAUCAGGAGAGCAAUCACAGCAGUCUGACGACGACGACGACGAUAAUGACGAAAAACGAACGUCAUACGCCCCACAGUUCCGCCGAAUCGGAAGUGGACUAUGAUUCGAAUCAGGAGGAAGAAGACAUUGAUAUCGAGGACAUGAAUAACGACAGCCGAUCAACGCCGGGCCUCGACAGCAGUAAAUCCCCCGAAAUGCCCAAUUCUAUGCAAUCGUCCCCGCAUAUUCUGUCACCAUCGGCGGCGGCAUUAGCGGCGGGACAUGUUCCAAUUCGGCCGACACCGACAUUCAGUGCGCUGGCGGCAGCUUGGGGUGGUAUUGUUGGUGGAGUUCCAUGGCCGGGUGCGAGACAAAUGCCACCAUUUGGACCGCCUGGAUUAUUUCCGGGACAAAGUUUUGGACCUGGUGGAGAAAACAAUGAACCACCAAGAAUUAAAUGCAAUCUACGCAAGCACAAACCAAAUCGUAAACCCCGAACACCAUUCACCACCCAACAAUUGCUAUCGUUGGAAAAGAAGUUCCGUGAAAAACAAUAUCUUAGCAUUGCUGAACGUGCUGAAUUCUCCUCAUCAUUAAGGCUGACCGAAACCCAAGUGAAAAUCUGGUUCCAAAAUCGACGUGCCAAGGCGAAACGUCUGCAAGAAGCUGAAAUUGAAAAAAUCAAAAUGGCCGCAUUGGGACGUGGUGCACCUGGAGCUCAACUUUAUAUGGGUUAUUUUCAUCCAAAUUUGAUGCAUUUAGGAUAGAGCAAUAAUAAUAAUAAUAAUAAUAAUUAUCAUCAACAUCAUCAUAAUCAUCAUCCAAAAUUAUUACCCCUCAACCCCAAAAUUGCUGUGAUGCUAGAGCAUUUUGUAAAUAAAAAAGAUUAAAAUUAAAAAAAAAAAACAAUUGAAAACAUUAAUUUUAAGUUACACACAAAUGUCCAGUUAAAUUAAAAAAUUAAAAUUAAUAAUUAUAUAUAGAAGAGAAAAACUAAAGAAAAUAAUGUAUGUAGUAUUAUUAAAUGAAAAUAACUAAACAAAUAUAUAUUUCCUCCUCGAUUGCUACAACCUUAAAGCAAUUAAAGUCAAAAACUAGUAAAAAUUAAAAAAAAAAAAACAAAA